GUUAAUCGUAGCCUUCGUUCAUUGUGAGUCUUGUUCUCGGCUUAGUUGGAGAUUCGCAAGCAGUGUGAAUUGAUUAUUGUGCAAUAUAUUAAUCGUACAGUGGGGUGGAGGAACUGUUUGUGGCCUAGUUUUCUUAGCCUGGAGAGAUAAGAGAUCUGCUCAUCAAUCUAGAAUCCUCGGUUUACAGAACGUAAUUUCAGCGGAAAAUGGGUGUUCCAAAGGUUUACGUCGUCGGGGUCGGAAUGACCAAAUUCGAAAAACCCGGCCGCCGGGAGGAUUUCGACUAUCCACAGAUGGCAAAAGAGGCCGUGACGAAGGCACUGAAUGACGCCCGCAUCAAGUACGCCGAUGUACAGCAAGCCACCGUCGGUUACGUUUACGGUGAUUCAACCUGUGGUCAGCGUGCUCUGUACGAGAUCGGUUUCACCGGUAUCCCGGUGUACAAUGUAAACAAUAACUGCUCUACGGGGUCGACCGCUCUGCUGCUCGCCAAGCAGUUGAUCGAAACGGGGAACAACGAUUGCGUUCUAGCGCUUGGCUUCGAGAAAAUGGAACGUGGCUCACUGACCUCCAAAUAUAUGGACCGCACGAACCCUGUGGAACUGCUCGUUAGCGCCAUGGCUGAGACGCAUGAUAUCACAGGUGCUCCACUUGCGGCUCAACUUUUCGGAAAUGCUGGGUUGGAGCAUAUGCGGAAAUACGGCACUAAGCCGGAGCAUUUCGCUAAAAUCGCUCACAAAAAUCACAAACAUUCCACCAACAAUCCCUACUCACAGUUCCAAGACGAGUAUUCAUUCGAUCAGAUUGUGAAAUCUUCACAAGUGCACGAAUUUCUCACAAAGCUGCAGUGCUGCCCAACGAGUGAUGGUGCCGCGUGCUGCAUCCUCGCCUCGGAAAGCUUCGUUAAACGACAUGGUCUGGAAGCGCAAGCCGUCGAAAUACUCGGAAUGGAAAUGUCCACCGAUCUGCCUUCCUCAUUCAGUGAGGGAAGCGCGAUGAAGAUCGUCGGCUACGACAUGACGAAGAACGCCGCCGAGAAGGUGUUCUGCAAAACGAACUUCAAACCACAGGAUGUUGACGUGGUGGAACUGCACGAUUGCUUCUCCGCAAACGAGCUGAUCACGUACGAGGCGCUCGGACUCUGCCAACCGGGCAAAGCGGCAGAGUUCAUCGAUCGAGGAGAUAACACUUACGGGGGGCGAGUUGUGGUCAACCCUAGCGGUGGAUUAAUUUCCAAGGGUCAUCCCCUCGGUGCUACAGGGCUGGCCCAGUGCUCCGAGCUUUGCUGGCAGCUACGGGGAGAAGCAGGCAAACGGCAGGUGAAGGGAGCUAAGUUGGCCCUGCAGCAUAAUAUUGGUCUCGGUGGGGCGGCUGUCGUUGCCCUGUACCGACUGGGAUUCCCCUAUGCGAAAAAUUCAAUUCGCACUAACCUUACGGCUGCUGGUAAGAUCAAGGAUACACCGGACGGUUUUCUGGUUACGCCCUACAUGAGGCUGCUGGAAGAAGCGAUGCAAGACGACGAGGAAAAAUUAAUUGAGAAAGUACGAGGAAUCUAUGGGUUCAAGGUGACCAAUGGACCUGACGGUGCGGAGGGUUAUUGGGUCAUCAAUGCGAAGUCUGGCAAAGGAUCGGUUACAUACAAGGGAACUGAUAAACCCGAUGUAACAUUCAUCAUCAACGAUGUUGACGUUGUGGAUCUGAUUUCUGGAAAGCUUAAUCCGCAAAAGGCAUUUUUCCAGGGCAAGGUCAAAGUACAGGGCAACAUGGGUCUGGCAAUGAAGCUCGUGGAUCUGCAGAGAAGUGCUCACUCCCGCAUCGAGCAGCUUCGAUCGAAACUAUAAGUACAGCUUUCCUAGAUACGCAUUCCACCAAGGCAUUUGCGGAAAGUGGCGAUCUUUAUAUUAUGCAUGUAAAAAGUUUAUAUAUUUUUAUACGAAAUACAAACACUGGUGAUAGUGAACGUCAUGUAAAAUUUUUAUUGUAUCAAAUCGUUAUCAAACUUUACCACUAAAAUGUGUAAAGUAAAAAUAAAAUACCUUUUUUUAAA
Toxorhynchites rutilus septentrionalis is the source of this 2047-nucleotide messenger RNA. It is a transcript of the gene ScpX, whose product is annotated as sterol carrier protein 2. The coding region runs from base 207 to 1841 and encodes 544 amino acids. Gene Ontology annotation, molecular function: acyltransferase activity, transferring groups other than amino-acyl groups. Lineage: Eukaryota; Metazoa; Arthropoda; Insecta; Diptera; Culicidae. The record is from RefSeq and is a predicted model, not a curated record. The transcript is spliced from 5 exons.